GGAGCCUGGUUAUGUUCAAGAUCAGUGCCACCAACAGACUUGAUACGACUUGAAAAGCACCUUGUCCGAAGAAUACAACGAUGAUCGCUAUACACUAUACAAGGUCAAGCAGACGUGUGCAAUGUCUUUUAUCUCCCUUGAAAAUGCCACAGAACGUUGAUUAGUGCGCUGGGGAAUCAUGAAUAUUGCUUUAGCUGAUUCAUUUAUGAUAUAUAUUCAACAGACUCAAAAUCAAGUACAUGCAAUAGUUGCACGAGUCAUGGGAGAUACGUCUAGUAUGGCCGCAUCAGCUGGUCCACAAUGUUUCGCAUACCCUGGAUUCCUGAUUGCUCCAUGGCCCUUACCAUAAGGUGUAAAGACGUGGAUGGUAGCCGCUUUAUAUUUUUAGAUACAGGAGUCAUACAAUAUGGAGGCUUAAUUAAAGCUAUUACUUUCAAAGAGCAUGCCAGAUCUAACAUGUCAUUUGGGUACUAAUGGAGAAUAUGUAAUGUACCUAUAAAAACCCAGAGAUGUUGAAGCACGCACUGUGCUAAGAAACACACAUUUGAAUCUGACGACGAAUCGAACUUUAUAAUCCGAAAGAAACAGUCGUGGACACAGGUCAUAAAGAGGUAUUGUCUAUUGAGCCUACAACAUGAAAACAAGGCAAGGCCCUCAAGCUGAGAAUGACGUGCUGCUAAACAGAACAUGGCGAUGACUUCUGCCCCAGGGAAAGGGAAAAUGCUGUCACUGCUGGAGCAGCUGGCUGCGGCAACUUAUUUGGCAGAGAACGAUGAAAGCAUCCGGUUACUGACGAACGUCCUUUUGGAGGCGAAAGCAGUGAAAAAAAGCAGUUCAACGUGCACGAUUCAAAGACGUCACCAGAAUUCCAUCAAUGGCAUGAUAGAACAUUCAUGGGCAUGGAACUGCAGUGAUUUUUUCGCUGGAGUAUCUACUGGGAGCAAUAGAAUAGCUGGCCGUCGGCUGUGUUAUCACUAGCACGAUAUUGCUAUUGUCUUUGCCCUAGCAUGCCGCUUUUGUCACUGCUUGUUGUCUGUAUUUAUCUCAACGUCUAGCUGUGCUUUGCCUC
This is a messenger RNA of Serpula lacrymans var. lacrymans S7.9, 1069 nucleotides long. RefSeq lists its product as uncharacterized. The record is from RefSeq and is a predicted model, not a curated record. Bases 688 to 978 code for a protein of 96 amino acids. NCBI's taxonomy places the organism in Eukaryota, Fungi, Basidiomycota, Agaricomycetes, Boletales, Serpulaceae. The transcript is spliced from 4 exons.